GGGCCCGAGGUCUCCGGCGUGUCCCCCGCACUGUAUGGUGUGGCCCGGGGUCGCCGGUCACGCGUCGGGGGUGCGGCCUGCUCCCGGCCGAGGUGGUCCCGGCUGCGGCUGCUGAGGGAGUCCCUUGGAGCGGCGCGGGCAGCUGGGAAGAUGCUGGGCCCAAGUCUCCUCAGCUGGGUCCUCCUGGCCGCGGCUGUCACCUGCGCCCAGGCACAGCAAGUGCCGCCGUGGACAGAAGAUUGCAGAAAAUCAACUUAUCCUCCUUCUGGACCAACCUAUAGAGGAGCAGUUUCGUGGCACAUCAUAAACCUUGAUUUACCACCUUACGAAAGAUGGCAGGAAUUAGUGACUCAGAAGGCACCAAUGGUGAGGAUUAUAGUGAAUACUCUCAAGAAUUUAGUAAACGCAUUUGUGCCAAGUGGAAAAAUAAUGCAGAUAGUGGACCAAAAGUUGCCUGGUCUACUUGGCAAGAUUCCUGACCCCUUUGAAGAGGAAAUGAAAGGAAUUGCAGAUGUUACUGGGAUUCCUUUAGGAGAGAUUAUUUCAUUCAACAUUUUCUAUGAAUUGUUUACCAUGUGUACAUCAAUAAUAACCGAAGAUAAUGAAGGUCAUUUACUACAUGGAAGAAACAUGGAUUUUGGAAUAUUUCUUGGGUGGAAUAUAAAUAACAACACUUGGGUUGUUACAGAACAAUUAAAGCCUUUAACAGUGAAUUUGGACUUCCAAAGAAACAACAAGACUGUUUUCAAGGCUACAAGUUUCGUUGGAUAUGUGGGCAUGUUGACAGGGUUCAAACCAGGACUGUUUAGUCUUACACUAAAUGAACGUUUCAGUCUAAAUGGCGGUUAUUUAGGUAUCCUAGAAUGGAUUUUGGGAAAGAAAGAUGCUGAAUGGGUCGGGUUUAUCACUAGAUCAGUUCUGGAAAAUAGUACAAGUUAUGAAGAAGCCAAGAAUACACUGAUCAAGACCAAGAUAAUGGCUCCAGCAUACUUUAUCCUGGGAGGCAACAAGUCUGGGGAAGGUUGUGUGAUUACGAGAGAAAGAAAAGAGUCUUUGGAUGUAUAUGAACUCGAUCCUAAGCAUGGCAGAUGGUAUGUGGUACAAACCAAUUAUGACCGGUGGAAAAACACCUUGUUCCUGGAUGACCGCAGAACACCUGCCAAGAUGUGUCUAAAUCGCACGACACAGAAGAAUCUCUCGUUUGCAACCAUAUAUGACGUCCUAUCAACAAAGCCUGUCCUCAACAAGCUGACUGUAUUCACAACCUUGAUUGAUGUCACGAAAGGUCAAUUUGAAAGUUACCUGCGGGAUUGCCCAGACCCUUGUAUAGGCUGGUGAGCACACAUGGCCUAUAGGACAUACUGAAGAUAUGUUCUCUGGCGUGUCUGAUCUCCUUCCACAGGCUAAGACUCAAGGCCUGUUGCCGUUCAGUUGUAAGAUUGUCCUCAGUGUGUCUGCCGUUUACAGACUGGUUUUGUUGUUUGUUUUUAUCAUCAUCAGUCCUAUUUACAGAUCAAUUCUUUAAGGGACCCACGCCAUGUAGAAUUCGCCAGUUCAUUUCACUUUGACAUUGGGGAAGGGGCAACCCUGACCUCUAUGGAAUGUAUCAAGGUUCUUUGCUGGUGUUAAAUCCAGUGGCCUGUGUGAUUACUGUAUACCUUUAUGCACCUUUUCUUUUUUAUCUACAUAUUUAUGUUUCCCUUAGUUCUCUAUUAGAAUCAGCACGUCAUCCACCUUUGCUGUUAGUAACAGCAAUGCGAUAUCACUAUGCUUGGCUGGGGUUUCUGAGAUGGACAACUGACACUUAUUUUAAUGGACAAUAAAUAGACCUUUGACUCUGGAAAUAGUAUUUGAGAGGGCUACAAAAUAAUCACAGUAUUUUUUUAAAGAAUAAAAGUGUUCUCUUUUUCCUAAUUAUAUUACCUUCCAGUAACCCCAGGAAGUUUCUAGCUUUAAAAACUGGAGUUUACGAUCUCUACACAAACUAAAUUCCUGAAUGUAUAAUUCAUUUAAUAGUUUUUCAUUUUUCCUUCUAAUCAACAUAUUUUUUUAACUUUUCAUAUAAUAAACUUAUUAAAUUUUUCAGAAAUCAAUCUAUUUAUGAAAAUGCUUACAGAACUUGUUCAUCUUUCUAACUUUCACAAUUGGCAGUGAAAUGUAUGCUGUUUGUGCCAGACUGUAUCCAUUUAAUUUUGUACAGUCUCAGGUGUAUCAUGAUGCUCAAUAAACAGUCACUGGCAGUCAUGUCAGCACUCAUGCAUGCUGA
Mesocricetus auratus (golden hamster) is the source of this 2266-nucleotide messenger RNA. It is a transcript of the gene Asah1, whose product is annotated as N-acylsphingosine amidohydrolase 1. Lineage: Eukaryota; Metazoa; Chordata; Mammalia; Rodentia; Cricetidae. The record is from RefSeq and is a predicted model, not a curated record. Gene Ontology annotation, biological process: fatty acid metabolic process. Gene Ontology annotation, cellular component: lysosome. The transcript has 14 exons. Bases 151 to 1338 code for a protein of 395 amino acids. Gene Ontology annotation, molecular function: fatty acid amide hydrolase activity; N-acylsphingosine amidohydrolase activity.